CACAAUCUGUAACAUAUUCUUUUUCUGUAGUUCCAUACAUCCCGAAGCGAGCUGAUAAGGAAACCGCUAAUUUAAGAAUGUCCGUCAUUAACAACUCAAAGACGUUGCUCACGCGGAAAUUGUUCUCGCACGCAAGGCCGCUGUCCAAAGACUCCUUCGUAAGGAUAGUCGAAGUAGGACCAAGAGAUGGUCUACAAAAUGAGCCGAAGACAGUUCCAUCCGACGUGAAGAUCAGCCUCAUCGACAGGUUGUCAGAUACUGGAUUGAAAACAAUCGAAGUCACAAGCUUCGUCAGUCCGAAAUGGGUACCGCAGAUGGGCGACAAUGCCGCCGUCUUUUCUGGUAUCAAGAGGAAAGCUGGUAUAUCGUAUCCCGUAUUAAUUCCUAACGUCAAAGGACUGGAAGCUGCCUUAAAAGUUGAAGGGAUUGAAGAGAUCGCGGUGUUCGCUUCAGCAUCGGAUGGGUUCUCCAAGAAAAAUGUUAACUGUACUGCUGAAGAAGGAGUACAAAGAAUCAAGGGCGUCAUAGACGCAGCAAAAAAUCACAAUUUACGUAUCAGAGGAUAUGUAUCUUGUGUGGUUGGAUGUCCUUAUGAUGGCCCUGUUCAUCCAUCUUCUGUUACUAAAGUAUCUGAGGCCUUAUUAGAAAUGGGUUGCUAUGAAAUUUCUUUGGGUGAUACAAUUGGUGUGGGCACCAAACAAACAGUACAUGCUAUGAUCAAAGACUUGCUAAGUAUCACCACUCCAGAUAAACUUGCCAUUCAUUGUCAUGACACCUAUGGCCAAGCACUAGUUAACAUUUGCACUGCUCUUGAGCUUGGUAUCAGGGUUGUGGAUUCCUCAGUCUCUGGCCUUGGUGGAUGUCCAUAUGCAAAAGGAGCCACUGGAAAUGCCUCCACUGAAGAUGUAGUUUAUAUGCUCAAUGGCAUGGGCAUGAACAAUGGAAUAGAUCUGAAAAAACUGGUAGAAGCAGGCAAUUAUAUAUCUGAGGCACUGGGCAAGCCAACAGCUUCUAGAGUAAACAAAGCUUUAUACCAAAAAUAUAACCUGUAACUGUGUUCAAUAUACUUUAUAUUUCACAAUACUUACAUUGCAAGUAAUACAUACCAUAUAGUCAAUCAAUAA
Nicrophorus vespilloides is the source of this 1124-nucleotide messenger RNA. RefSeq names its product hydroxymethylglutaryl-CoA lyase, mitochondrial. The record is from RefSeq and is a predicted model, not a curated record. NCBI's taxonomy places the organism in Eukaryota, Metazoa, Arthropoda, Insecta, Coleoptera, Silphidae. Gene Ontology annotation, biological process: L-leucine catabolic process; ketone body biosynthetic process. The transcript has 5 exons. The coding region runs from base 78 to 1052 and encodes 324 amino acids. Gene Ontology annotation, molecular function: hydroxymethylglutaryl-CoA lyase activity.